Messenger RNA from Anopheles arabiensis, 1222 nucleotides. RefSeq lists its product as uncharacterized. Bases 26 to 1195 code for a protein of 389 amino acids. Gene Ontology annotation, biological process: DNA integration. The transcript has a single exon. The record is from RefSeq and is a predicted model, not a curated record. Lineage: Eukaryota; Metazoa; Arthropoda; Insecta; Diptera; Culicidae. Gene Ontology annotation, molecular function: nucleic acid binding.
UCAGGGCCAUCCAGGAGUGCAGCGAAUGAAAGCGUUAGCUAGGAGCUUCUUUUAUUGGCCUACAAUAGAUGCUGACAUCAAGGAAUGGGUGAAGACAUGUCACCCAUGUCAAGCAGCUGCCAAAUCACCCGCACAUUCCGCUCCGGUACCAUGGCCGAGGGCAGCAGGCCCAUGGCAACGUUUACACGUCGAUUUUGCGGGCCCACUAGACGGUGAUUAUUACUUAAUUGUCGUAGAUUCGUUUUCUAAAUGGCCCGAAAUAAUCCGUACCAGUAACGUUACAGCGAAAGCUACUAUAGCCAUGUUACGCUCACUUUUCGCUCGUUUUGGAAUCCCGAAAACGUUGGUAUCGGACAACGGUACGCAGUUCACCAGCGAGGAGUUCGGACUAUUCUGCGACCGCAAUGGUAUCGAACACAUCACAACAGCCCCCUACCAUCCGCAAUCUAACGGGCAAGCUAAAAGAUUUGUGGACACUUUCAAGCGAAGAGUCAGAAAGAUAUCUGCGGAUGGUACCUCACUACAAGAAGCGCUGGAUACAUUCCUACUAGUACAUCGAAGUUCGCCAAACCCUUCGUUAGGAAAUGCUAAGUCACCGGCGGAUAUCAUGUUGGGAAGGCAAAUGCGCACAACUUUAAACCUGCUCCGUCCACCAAGUCCUGAAACCAUUAGUAUGGAAAACGAACCGAAACCAAGCAGACAGUUCCAACCCAACGAUCUAGUCUAUUUUAAACGCUUCGCAGGUAACGGAUGGAGAUGGGUAGCUGGCACCAUUGUUAAGCAAAUAGGUCAUGUCAUGUAUAUGAUUGGAACGGAUGAUCAGAAAAUGUUUAGAUCUCAUAUUAACCAGAUACGCAAGCGCUACGAGAGGCAUCAUCACGUUCCGGCUUCGGUCACCCAUCGUAAGCUGCCGAUAGAUGUUUUGUUGGAUACCUGGCAGCUAACACCGCAACCAUCUACUGGCACGUCCCGCAUACCACCACAGCCAGUCGACCCCGAGCAUGUGGACAUCUCUGUGUCCCCUCAUCAGCCGUCAUUCGAGACCAACGGUCCUUAUGUUCCCGCUACAUCGCCAGCGACAUACGCAAGCCCGACGACACGACCUGUUCCAUCGUGUGCGUCGGCCCAGGUGCCACGACGGUCUUCUAGAGUUAGAAAACCGCCCAGUCGGUUCGACGUGUACCGUCGGUUUUAAAAAGAGGGGGAGAUGUUAGAUGAAAGA